Molecule: messenger RNA, 4757 nt
Organism: Xiphophorus couchianus (Monterrey platyfish)
Lineage: Eukaryota; Metazoa; Chordata; Actinopteri; Cyprinodontiformes; Poeciliidae
Gene: septin12
Product: septin 12
Exons: 11
Coding region: 199-3057 (952 amino acids)
Molecular function (GO): GTP binding
Source: RefSeq, a predicted model, not a curated record
AAGCAGGGGGAAGGGCCCACAGCCACGCAGGGGCUCCGACGGUCCAGCGAGAUCCGAACUGGAGGGAAGGAAUCUGCUGCCCAGCAUUCUGUCUCCGGACCGGGUUGAGUUAUUUCCUGACAGUUUCCCUCAGAGCUCGUUCCGUUUCUCCUCUGCCUUGGAGCGCAGCGACGGGAAUCUCUGCCACUAUUAGACAGGAUGUCGGACCUUCCAGUCAAUGACCACCUCGCUGGGAUCUUAUCAGAUUUUGAAGCCCUGAAGAGAUCGUUCGACGAUGAAAACAUGGAUGACAUGACGUCCGUCACCUCAGCUUCCUCUGUCUCUGCCUCCCUUUCCCCCUCUUCCUCCCGUUUCAUCCUGAACCACAACAAACCCAUCAUGGGGCCGGGAGGAGGGGGCCAGUCUCCUCCUGUUGCCGUCAGCAACAGUAGCGUGGUCUCUGCAACGGACUCCCACAUACGUCUGAGCUCCGGUCUCAGUCCUGUCCUCAAGAGCCGCGCUGUAGGCAGUAGCUUGUCCUUCAACAGAGGAACCAUGAACAGGCCAGUCGUCCCCAACUCCAGCUCCUCUGUUACCAGAGCUGCUUCCUUCCAAAGCAGGUUGAACCCCAGCUUCUGCUCCACACUGUCAGGACCUGGCAGUGACAAUGACAGCCUUUACAGCUCUACGUCCAGCCUGGAGUACUCUGCUGGUGGAGGCCAUACCACGCCAGCUAACAAGCUGUCGUCCUAUCACAGCCCUCCACCUCAGAGGGAGUACUAUGGAUCUAAGCUCAACUGGUCACAACAUCACGAAGCGAAUACGGAGAAGUUCUCACAUGGGAGUGUUUUCAAGUCAGAGGUGAACCAAGGACCUGAGUUGAUGCUGGAUAUGAGAAAGCCUCAGGUGUUAAACCUUGGGACCAUGUCAGUUCUUGACUACCAACUUCCAGGAGAGGGGAACUUGGGAAUUCUAAGAGAUGGUGGUGGUGGCAUGUCUCCAGGAAUGAAAUAUGUUGAUGUGAAUUUUAACUGGAAUGGCCUGCGUAGUGGAAACUCCUUUGAGGAAUGCGGAUCAAAAGACGUUUCCCAAAAGCGGCUUCGGGCCAUCAAGAGUCCGCAGCCCAAAGCCAAAGAACCUCCACGUCUCAACAAGUUUCCCUUGGAUCUGGACAGCCUGGUGAGCAGCGUCUCACCGGCCUCCCCUACCAAGCCAGAGGUGGGACUGAGGAGCCCAAAAGCGUCAAACCGUUCCCAGCAGAGUGCAAAUGGCCUAAAGAGCUACAACCCAAGCCCUCCUUCCACAGCUGCCAGCCUUUCAGCCUCUCUCAGCAGCCUAGACAGUUCUUCUGACACGCCAGUUCGACCCAAUAACUAUCCAUGUUCACCCAUAUCUCCUCGCUCUCCUGUUCCCUCACACCAUCCCGUCACUGCUCUAGAGAAGAGCUGCUCUCCUGCACCCUUUGCCCUAUCCUCAGCUGAGAGUAUUCAGAGGGAUCAAUUCUCACAGUCCCAGACUGGACACAUGGUCUCCAAUCUCCAAAGUCAAUUUAGUCCUUCCAGCACCUUCAGCUCCAGAGUUAUUGGAUCUUUGGAAGAUAGCGAAUGUGAUGAAAAAGAGAGCGUGGACCUGAUCUUACAAAGGAUUGCUUUGUUCUCUUGGCCUGUCACAACUGACACCAACACAGGACCCGCAGUCCAAACCCCAAACCCGACCCAACGUACUGCUGGGUUGUCGCCUAAUUCUGGCUGUCCCACCGAGGACACAACCAUCGCCAUGAGAAAAGAGGGGAACAAGAAACAUGGAGAACCUGCAAGAAAGUUGCUGACAGCCCCGCCGAGCCUGAUGGAGGAGAGAGGGGAUAAGGAGAGUGUCAUCAUGGGAGACGAGCAAGUGGAUGAAGGCAAGAACCACGAACGCCAAAACAUCCAGACCUCCAGGUCAGAAAAGGGUCAGCAUGAGGAGGAGCAUGCAGAGCCAGAGGAGAUCGGGAAGGAGAAGGGAAUGGGAAUCGAAGAGACCAAGAAAGAGUCGGAGCUGGAGGCCGAGGUGCGGCUGGAGCUUCGCCAGUCCGCCUCCGGCUUCCAGACCGGCUUCAUCCGAGGCACCGACCUGUUUGGUUACGUGGGCAUCGAGGCGGUUCUGGACCAAAUGAGGCGCAAGACCAUGAAGGCUGGCUUUGAGUUCAACAUUAUGGUGGUUGGUCAGAGUGGACUGGGGAAGUCUACGCUCGUCAACACUCUGUUCAAGUCAAAAGUCAGCCGGAAGUCCUGCACACCUGACUACGAAGAGCAGAUAUCCAAAACAGUCAAACUGCAUGCAGUCAGUCACGUGAUUGAAGAAAAAGGGGUGAAGAUGAAGCUGACGGUGAUCGACACUCCCGGGUUCGGGGACCAGAUUAACAAUGAGAACUGCUGGGAGCCCAUAGUGAACUACGUCAACGAGCAGUAUGAGAAAUACCUGAGGGAGGAGCUGAACAUCAACCGGAAGAGGCGGAUACCUGACAGCAGAGUCCACUGCUGCAUCUACUUCCUGCCUGCAACCGGACACAGGCUGCGCCCCAUCGACCUGGAGUUCAUGAAGAGGUUGGGGAAGAUAGUGAGCAUUGUGCCUGUCAUCGCUAAAGCAGACACACUCACCGUAGAAGAGAGACAGGAAUUUAAAGAAAGGAUAAGGAAAGACUUGACAUCCAAUGAAAUUCGUGUUUACCCCCAGAGAGAGCACGAUGAAGAUCCAGAAGAGCGCCUUCUCAACGACAGAAUCAGGGAAAGCAUUCCCUUUGCUGUUGUGGGAACUGACAAGGAGCACCAGGUGAAUGGAAACAAGGUGCUGGGCCGGAAGACGAAGUGGGGAAUCAUUGAAGUUGAAAAUGUGGCUCACUGUGAGUUUGCAAACCUGAGAGAUCUUCUUAUCAGGUCUCACCUGCAGGACCUGAAGGACGUGACCCACAACAUCCACUAUGAGACGUACCGCGUGCGACGACUCAACGAGAGCAACAUGAACUUCAGCGAGCUGGUUCUGACCAGCUGGCCCCUGAAGAACGGGACCGACACAUGUGAGACGGAGAGCCAGCUCUGAUCCGUCCUUCGUCCACCCUGUCCUCCUGAGCGCUCUCAGGCGUGAGGCUCUCCUCACGUCACGGUGAAACACGGGAGAAAUGUUUUCUUUUUUUUUCCUUCUUUUUUUUUUUUUUUUACAAUGGGACCAAGUAGUGGAAUACUUUGUCUGAGAAAUGUGGGAGGUUUUGAUGUAAGAUGGAGGAAAUGAAUUGCAGCUAGAUGUGUUGGACAGGGAGGUCACAGCGAUGACCUGGGAGGACAAAGACAGGCGGGAUUAAUGGAGGCUGCAGUUCAGCCUCCAGGUGAACACACACUUCGUUAUGAUGUCCACAGACAUGUUGGCCUUGCGGUGUGGAAUUAUGCUCAGUUGGGAUGCUGCGGUGUGUAAAACAGGUGAAUAAAGCAUUAGUUAGAAGCCCCGGCUGUGCCAAGAACUUAACUUUUUCUCCACUGAGUUUUUAAUCUGACAAAUUAUGCCAUUAAUUAUCUGCAUGUGUGGUUUGAGCUGCAUUUUUUUGUUGUCGUUGAAAAAAGGGCUGCCAUUAUUUCAUGAAUUUGAUCUGUUAACGAUAGAGCUAACUGACUGUAGGGUAUACUAACUAAAAGAUUUAACUGUAGGAUUCGGUUUCCUUAAUAUUGUCAUCAUUUACUAGCUGUGUUGAUUUGUAGGAUUCCAUGUCCACACUGGAUAGAUCUGUGAGAUGACUCUGACAUGGUAUUCAAUGUUAAGCCCAAAGUAAUGUUUCUGUUAAAGCUGCAGUAUGUAACUUUUGUAAAAAAAUAUAUACAUAUCUUUUUGACAUAUUGUUUAACCUGCCACCAUGUCCUGACAGUUUGCUAUGAAACAGAUAAUCUAUGAAAAGAUCAAACUCCUCCACCUAAUGCAUGUGCUGCUAUUGCCGUCUGAUGAAAUGCACUGACCAAAAUCAACCAAUCAGCGAGGAGGAGGGGCUUAGCGCUGUCGGUCAUUACUGUAAAGUAGCUGCUGUUUAUACGUUGUCAUUGGUGGCCAUGCCAGCCUUAGCAUUCAUGACAGGCUGUAUUGAUGGGGAGAAGCUGUAUUGUAGCAGAAGAAGCUGCAUGUAGACAAGCGUGAUUGACAAUGCUAAGACCCUCCUCCUGGCUCUGAUUGGUUGUUUCUAGUUUGCAGAGGAGCUAGAUUUUUUUCAAAGAUUAUCUGUCUCAUGCUAUGCUGUCACGUCAUAGUGACAGUUUAAACAAAUAUGUAAAAAAAAAAAAAUUCAUAAAAGUUACAUUCUGUAGCUUUAAAGCUUCUAGAAAGCUUGCUGUCCGCAUUAAAGUGCCAAAAUAACAGAAAAUAUUCUCAAUUUUCAGUUGUGUUUUAAUUGAAAGUGUAACUUUACAGAAAGUUGCUGUAAAAAAUCCUUAAGACAAUGAAGGAUUGUCCUUAAGACAAAUCCUUGUUCAUUUCGGUUCUUUUCAACACGAGUGGACGGUCAGCUGCAGCUUUGCUCAGUGCGCCACCUGGUGGAGGAAAAAAUAAAAAGAACAUCCAUUAUCAAACGUUUUCUGUCAGAAAAACCAAUCUGUGAACAGUAGAAGAAGGAAAUGUUUCAUGCUUAAUGAACAUCCUCUGAAAGUGUUGUAUGAGCGUUUAGUAAGCCAUGUGUUUGUGUUCCUACUGAGACUGAAUAGCUGUGAAACAUGUAGCAUGAAAACUAAGUGUGUUUAAUAAAGGGAGCUGCCUUUUUCAACAUG